Molecule: messenger RNA, 705 nt
Organism: Effrenium voratum
Lineage: Eukaryota; Dinophyceae; Suessiales; Symbiodiniaceae
Source: the annotation of a GenBank genome assembly
AUGACCUUGAACGAAGCGGACAUCGCGAUGAACGAACGCCGUUGCAUCGUGACCGGCGAAAGCGCCGACGCUGACGGGCUGAUCCGCUUCGUUGCCGGGCCCGACGGCAUGGUCGUGCCCGAUCUCAAGCGCACCCUGCCGGGCCGCGGCUGCUGGGUGACCGCCCGGCGGGCGAUGGUCGACAAGGCCGUGUCCAAAAAGCUGUUCGCCCGGGCGCUGCGCCGCAAGGUAGACGUGCCAGACGAUCUGGGCGCUCUGGUCGACCGUCUGCUGGUCAGGCAGGCAACCGGUGCACUGUCGAUGGCGCGCAAGGCGGGCGCGCUCGUUUCGGGCGCCAUGCAGGUCGACAAGGCCGUGCGCGCGGGCCGUGCCACCGCAUUGCUGCAUGCCCUGCAUGCGGCGCCCGACGGCAUCCGCAAGCUCGACCAGGCGCGCCGCGCCACGGUGCAUCUGGGCGGCCCGGACGUGCCGGUUUUCAUGCUCCUUGAUGACGAACAAAUGGGUUUGGCAUUCGGGGGCGGUAAUGUAAUACAUGCAGCCGUGCUUGACGGCAGGGGUGGCCAUGCCGCAUUGCGGCGGCUUGAAGCGCUGCGCGACUACAGGACUGGGCCAGAUAUGCGACCGGCUUCGCCGGACGCAGGCGCCGGUCUUUUGGCCGGAACGGCCGGCGGGCAUGUGACCGCGAAGGAAACGGAUCAGGAAUGA